AUGUUGACGAGAUCGCAGCGAGAAGCCUUGGCUAUAUCGCGUGCGGCCCGCUGCGAUAUCGGCAAUUAUGUUGGGUGGUGGAAGCCGAAAAAUUUGAACUCCCGCGCAAAAAAGUUUUUUUUUAUGAAGCAAACUUGCUCUAUGGACAAUCUUUCGAUUUUGGUUUCAUCGAAAUUUUUGAAAAAUUUUUUAACUUCAAAGACUUCUGUUGCUCCCAUGUUUCUUAAUGUCAUAAUGGUUGUCAAGAAAAAAAAUUCAUUUUUCUUCUCUGCAAUCGAUCACGAGCUUUUUGAACAAAAAAAGAACUUCAGAUUCUACUUAUGGCAGUGGACUUACUGGUGGCGUCGAGGGGUUACCGGACCAUGGUCAUAUCCGGUGAUUGGGAAUAGUUGGACCUUAUUGGACCUCGAAAAUCCGACACCUCUGCAACUCCGUGAGUGGUCCAAGGUUGGAAAGCUUUUCUUUUGACUGAAAGCCUUUGUUUCAUUUUAAGAAGUAUGGAAAAGUUUACGGGAUUCAAGAAGGAGUCAGAAACGUCCUCGUCCUCAGUGACCCUGCCAUGGUCCAAGAGGUGUUCGUCAAACAAUUCGACAAUUUUCACGGUCGAAAGGUUAGAAUUUUCAAUCACUUUAUUUUUGUAACGUUUUUUCGUUUCUCUUCUAUGAAAUAUUUCCCAUAGUUGCGAAUAUGCCAUUUUUUAGCCAAAUGGAUGUUUUUGAAUGGUAUAAAUAGUAUCAAAUUUCCAGACCAACCCCCUCCUUUUCAAUUCUCAAAACGCUCCACGCAUUCACGUCUUCAACGCGGAAGGAAAUCGUUGGAAGCGCCUUCGUACCAUUUCCAGUCCGACUUUUACGAAUAACAAUUUGAAAAAGGUACAUUUUUCAAGAAAUACUUUUUCUCAUCGAUUAUAAUUUCUAGAUCCGCCAAACGGUCGAAGAUUCGGCUCUGGAGCUUCUCCAACACAUUGAGAAGCACUCCAAUGAGCCAAUCAACUUCCUGUCGUGAGUUUCGACCGUAUUUUAAAUGUUUUUUAAAAUUCUUUUUAAGAUACUUCCAAGAGUUCACGAUGGACGUGAUCGGACGAAUUGCGAUGGGCCAAACGGAGACAAAAAUGUUCCACAACCCAUUGUUGGAGCCACUAAAAAAGGUUUUCAUGCUAAAAAAUAUAGUCCUACUCGAAAUACUGGGGUCGCAUCAAGAAUAAGACAGAGCGUCGCGUUGUGGCCUCAAUAUGUUGCUUUAGUAACUCUGGUCGGUUUGCUAGAGCGUGGUCUUUUUUGAAGUUUGUGGAUUAAAAGCCAUUCCAAGUGCGACCAUGGCGCCUGAGCUCAUUACGAAUUACUUUACACUUCAUCAAAAAAAAACCCCUAUUUGAAUAUUUAGCAAGCUAGAAAGGAAUGAAUCCAAGAAGCUCAUGCCGUGUUCAAAGUAAUUUCCGCGAAAUGCAAAAUACCCGUUAGAGAAAGGAAAAGAUCACUGAAUUUUGGAGAGUCAGAGAUCAUUUUGCAUUUCGCGGAAAUUACUUUGAACACGGCAUCAAUCAAUUUUUGUAAAGAAAAACUGACUUGAAAAGCUUUAGGAAAUGCGCCCCAUAGCUAAUCUUAUCUAUUUUUUUAUUGCGCGUCGGUUGUAAUGUGUGCCUUGCAGUUUGAUGAUAAGUGUGCACACGCAAAACACCAGACCUCACGCGCUUAUCAAUACUUUUUGAUGCGCGUCGGUUAUAAUGUGUACCGUGCAGUUCAAUGAAAGUGUGCACACCAAAACAACGAACCUCACGCACUUAUCUUUAAAAAAGAUAUUUGUUUUGAAGUUUCUCGCAAAUUUUCAAGUUUGAAGUACUCCGUUUUCUAUAAUUUUUCUCCACUUUUCCAGUUUUUCACGGGAAAUGAGCGCUGGAAAAUGGUUCUGUUGGCGUCGGCGGUGCCAUCGGCUGCGAAGUACAUCCGAUCAGCGCUUCUCGCUUUUCCGGCCAUCGCCGGCAACAAUUUCGCCAGUCUGAUGAAAGCCUGCGAGACUGCCGUUUUUGAUCGCAUCAAACUAAGAGUAAAAAGCAUCGGAAGGGAUUCGAAAAGAAGUAAGAAGUUCAGGAGAAAGACGCCGAGAAGGGAAUCGAGCCUGGAGAGCCGACCGACUUCAUCGACUUGUUCCUCGACGCCAGAGCCGAUGUCCACUUUGAGGACAACGCUGAUUUUGAGAAGCAGAGUUUAAAGGUACAGUUAGAUAUAAUAAUAGUCAAGAAAAAGUUUGGUCACAUUUUUUUCCUUUGUCGAUUAGGUUUAUCAUGACUCACAUUCAUAUCAACUCAUUUUUUCUGACCUGUCUGCGCUCUUUUUUCUCUUAGCAGUGAGAAAAGAUGAAACUAGCACUCAAAUGUAUAUAACAAGCAGAACCGUUUCAGAAGAAUGAAUUUAUUCCCAAAAAAUGACUGGUAUUUUUGAAAAUGAUACCUUGCAAAUAUCUGAAGCACAAAAAAAGUUUGGAUACAUAUUCAAAAAAAGGUCGUUUUCUGAUUAUAGACCUUAUUCACACUGAUUUCAAAAUUUUAAAUUGUCUGAGCCCUCUUUUUAACUUGGUGAUAGAAAAAAGCAAAAAGAGCUUGAAUAUGCGAUUUAUGGAAGAAUGGUUAAACAAACCAAAAGCUGCAAUUCCAGGUUUUGCGACAACUGACAACGGACGAGAUCAUCGCCCAGUGCUUUGUUUUCCUGGUCGCCGGCUUCGAUACGACGGCUCUUUCGCUUUCCUACGCCGCUUAUCUUCUGGCGACGCAUCCAGAAGCUCAGAAGAAGCUCCAGAAGGAGAUUGACGACGUGCUGACAACCCCGGUAUCUUUCGAAGUGCUCGAGGCAUAUUCAUCUUCAAUUUUCAGUCGAUUUCCUUCGAAGAACUCGGCAACUUGAAGUACAUGGACGCGGUCAUCAAGGAAACACUUCGGCUGUACCCUCUCGCCGCGCUGUUAGUACUCUUCCAGCGAUUCUUCCAUUAUGACUUCUAGGGCCAACUCGAGAAGAUGCAUGAACCCGACGAUCCUUGGCGGCAUCCCAAUAGAGAAGGACACGUUCAUCUGGCUGGACACUUGGAGCAUCCACCGGGACACCAGCGUCUGGGGCGAGAACGCUAAAGAUUUCGUGCCGGAACGGUGAGGCAGGAAGGUCUUUUCGAGAAUAUUGAAAUCAGUUCAGAUGGCUCGACGCCGAGGUGAAGAACAACGCAUGGAUCCCCUUCGGCCACGGCCCGCGACAGUGCAUCGGAAUGCGGUUGGCUCUGAUGGAGGAGAAGCUCUUGCUCUCCCACAUCCUUCGUCGAUAUGAUCUCUGCGUCGGAGCCAAAACUGAGGUGAGAUGCUCUCGAAGCCUCAGAAAGUCUUUAAAGGACUUAUUUUGGGAUUUCAUCAGAGAGAACAGAAAUAUAUAGCAUAACUCACGCAAAAUAACUAGGAGAACAGUUCGAGCCUCCUCUUUGGCAGCACUUUAGAAAAAAAAGCUCGGAAAUACUUGAAAAAAACGGAAUUUAUCUUUUUUUUCUGUAAUUCACUUAUUACACCUCGUUUCGUCUUUUUUUUUAAAACUUAAAAGUUUAUCAGUGAGAAAAAAAAUUUAACUAGAUGUCAUAAAAAGCUGGAAGAAUUCUCCAUAAUUGAGAAUGUCGGCUCAAAAUUGUUUUUAUAGUAAGUCCAAAUUAUUUUAUGAAAUUGAGAUGAGUCAAAAAAUUUCAUUCUGAAAUUAGUUAUAGCUGUUUUGAGGGAAAUAUAGAAAAGCAGGACCUAAUAUUUGACUCGAAAGGGAGGUCGUAUCAGUAUGAAAUGAUUUUUCAAAGUUGAGAAAUAAUAUUAUCAAGCUUAAUUUUGUGUUGAACGUAAAACUUUGAAAACCAUUUUUUUAUAUCGAAAAAAAUUUAAUUAUGCCCAGAUUGCAACGGUUUAAUUUACAUGUGUAAUGAUUAAAAUAAUCUCUUAUUUCACUAUAUUUUUUUCUGGAUGAGCUAAAAAAACUUCCCAAACGGAAAGAAUACGUAGGAUUUGACGGUUUUUAACUGUAUCAACUUUUUCUCAAAAGUUUUUUUCUUUAUCAAAUACGCUAUUUUCACUCAACAUUUUUUUCAGAUCCCAUUGGAACUCUACGGCACUGCAACUAUACAGCCACGCUCCGUUCACCUAUACGUAAAAUCGAGAUAA
Messenger RNA from Caenorhabditis auriculariae, 4171 nucleotides. The record is from the annotation of a GenBank genome assembly. Lineage: Eukaryota; Metazoa; Nematoda; Chromadorea; Rhabditida; Rhabditidae.